This is a messenger RNA of Nicotiana tabacum (common tobacco), 795 nucleotides long. Lineage: Eukaryota; Viridiplantae; Streptophyta; Magnoliopsida; Solanales; Solanaceae. The record is from RefSeq and is a predicted model, not a curated record.
AUGGAUACUUUACUAUCUGCUGAUAACUUCUGUUUGUCACCUAGUAAGGUGGUUUAUGCACUCGAGAAUAUCGCACCAAAGGUGAAGUGUCCACCAAAGAUGUGGUCCGACCCGAACACAAGGAAGUCAGACGCCUUCUGUGAGUUCCACCAAGACCGAGGACACAAUACAGAGGAUUGCCAUGCUCUAAGGUUAGAAGUGGAAACUCUACUGCAACAAGGACACCUCAAAAGGUUGCUCACUAACAAAGGCAGCAACACCUUAGCAAAGGGGCGAGAACUCUUAGGCUCGCCAAAGCAACCGUCUCCCACUCGGACUAUCAACAUGAUUAUCAGAGGUAGUGAUGACACCUCCAUCAAUGGCAUUAAGUUCGCCACCACUCACAAACUCAAGAGAUCGAUCACCCACGAACGGAGGAUUAUGGUUGACGGCGGAAGAAGAGCAUGUAUUAUCCAUCCUCAAGUCCUCGUACAGAUGCGACUUGAGGAUAAGAUAGGGUCGUGCUGCAUCACACUAACCGGUUUUAACAAUGUAGUUGAGCGGACUUCUGGAGAGAUCACACUCCUCGUCCUCGCCGGUGGGGUGACACUGGAGACCACAUUCUAUAUCAUGCACCAGGACACAUUGCAUAAUGCCAUCGUGGGUCGGCCAUGGAAACACCCCAUGAGGGCAUUCCCUUCCAGCCUGUGCCAAGUGAUCAAGUUCCGGACCCCUUGGGAAUAUUCAGCAUACGAGGGAAACAAAGAACGUCCAGGGAAUGCUAUUGGAUCACCCUUCUCCUCUUUGACUAUUUGA